Babjeviella inositovora NRRL Y-12698 is the source of this 1754-nucleotide messenger RNA. RefSeq names its product Mid1p (gene MID1). Lineage: Eukaryota; Fungi; Ascomycota; Pichiomycetes; Serinales. Gene Ontology annotation, molecular function: calcium channel activity. The record is from RefSeq and is a predicted model, not a curated record. Gene Ontology annotation, biological process: calcium ion import across plasma membrane. The transcript has 2 exons. Bases 1 to 1467 code for a protein of 488 amino acids.
AUGUUUAUAUGUAUAUACAGAUACACUUACUGUCAACAUUUUUAUAGAAAGAGCGGCGAACCCGGAUCGAUUCUGGAAUGGACGCCGGUGUCUGCCCAGAUCGGGCAGAACGAAACACAAUACUACAAAUUUGCGGUGGAUACGCAAUCGUAUGGUGCGUCGAGCCAGUUCGAGAUCUUGAUUUUCUUGGCAGGGGUCAUCUGUUACGAACCGUCCAACGUUGGCGACUACGACUUGCACAACAGUCUUGAAUUGUUCUAUUCAUUCAACGCCAGUGACAUGGCCAAUCUCACACAGGCCUCACGCCUUACGUUUUCCCAGGGCUACUCUCAGGGGCUCGCAGAAACCCUCAUUGACGACGCCCACUCCGAGUUGUAUAUCGCCGUCACUUCCCCUGUGAGUGCCGAAAUCAAGGACAACUGGAGCUAUCAGAUCGCCAUCUCGCAGAACGAUUUGGUGUUCCAAUGGGACGACCGGCUGUAUGCGAGUCUCGUGGAUGCGGAUUUCGAGUCGGCGCUCUUUGUCACGGGAAACAUCUCCGCCUCCACGACCAACGCCACACUUAUUCAGGUACAAUCUGGCGGCGAGUUCAAUCUCUUUAUCUACGACUAUUCGUAUAUCAACUAUUUCUCUCACCUCAACAAUAGCUGGUGUGCUGUCAGAAACGGCCCCGUGUUGAUUGACACCGUUAACAUGACCUCCAAUUACACCAACCGCGGCGGUGGCAUCCAGCAGCAGUUCUAUAUAGACGGCCUCAACGCCUCUACCAACUACGUGGCGUACUUGACACAGGAUUUCGAAGGAAGUGGAGACAACGGAGGAUCUAUUUUCACCAAGUUUGAGUUCCAGACCCAGAGUCUGCGGGCCUGUCGAUUGAUCUACGAUUUGGAGUUUUGCAACAACGUUGCCUACUCAGUGCCCAUAUCCUCUCAGUACGACAUUGACGGCAGUGAGUUGAACUUGAAGAUUCUCUAUGACUCAAAUCCCCUUGCGCUCUACCAGAAUUUCACGUUUGCGCUUCAGCAGACCGCCUGUGACACCGAAGCCGACGCCCUGUACUCGACCGUGCGAACGUGCGACGAUUGUGCUACCGCUUAUAAAAACUGGCUAUGUGCGGUGACGAUUCCCCGUUGCAGCACCUACAACUAUACGGGCUUCCAGUACCGCGAUGUGGGUGAGUCGCGAAACCCGUUUGUGAACACGGUGGUGCAGCCGAAGGAGCCGUACUACGAAGUGCUUCCGUGCAUCAACUUGUGUAACAACAUUGUGCAAGACUGUCCUGUGAAUGACUUUGCGUUCGUGUGCCCCAAGGAUAAUGCCACAAUAGCGCAAAGCUAUUACUGGUACGACGAUACAUACAACGGAACGUCAUGCAACUUUGUGGGUUCGCUGCCUAACCAGGAUAUCGCCAAUGCCCAGGCAUCGUUCUUCCCGAACUACCCCCAGGACCAGUACGGAAGAAGCUAGUUGUAAUAAUGGAUUGUCAAUGGAUGGGUCAAACUAUCUUGUUUUUAAUGUAGCAAUACCUGGUAUGGCAGUGGAUCUGUUUGUGACCACGAAAUGAAUAAUCAUGCUGCCUUGAGAGGUGACCUCAGCAGGCUUUGCUGAUACUUGAACGUCAUCGCCAUAUUAUCGUGGGUUUGUCUGUAAGGCAAAGUCAUAACGGUAGUGGAUUGUCUUUUCCCACUUUUUCUUUACCAAAGUGAUAAAGAUCUUACACUUCGGGGCUUAAGGGCUCCCCUGCACUCUACAAA